AUGAAUUACAACACAGUUCCAAAUUCUAGCAUGAUCAACUUUACAAGAUGGACUUCAGUGGAGGAGGUUGUUGAGAUCCCACCGGCUUUUCCUACAUAUACCUACUCCUCCCUUACUCCGAUAGAGCAAGUGCAAACGCGUGUUGACCAGAAGGAGCACUACACAGAUGUCAUUGGGAUAGUUAUCUCUGUCUCAAGUGUUACGUCCCUGCGGACAAGAGGACGACAGGUUGACAGCUUAAAAAGGACUAUUGUUAUACACAGUGCAAGGUACAAACUUUCUAUCCUUGCUGGAGAUGAGACAGGUGACACUGAAUUUGUUCUCUUUGGACGUGUUGCUCAACGCCUCGUCAAAAAGUCAGUCGAUACAUUGAUUGCUGGGAAUCUAGUUGGUUUCAUUCCAAACGAGAUCACAAGGCUCUUGGAAAAGGUUUUCAUAUGGAAUGUCAGCUUCUCCGAGUACACAAUACAAUCUGGAAAUGUCUCCUUCCAGGUCAAUGCAACUAUUGCAGAGAUAGAUACUGGAACUCAUCUCCCAAUGUCACCAGCAGGAUCACAGCAAUCGUCACUUAUGCUCUCUCAAGAUGCAAGUAGCAGAAUGCAGGGUACUCCACAGAAAGGCGAAGUCCUUACUUUGCCUUCAUCACCGGUAACACCACAAGGUGGUAAAGCUGUUGCUGAAUACAAGAUUGCUGAAAAUCUUGGAGUAGAUGCAGAUGCAUCAGGUGGCUCCUCAACAACCAAGACACAGAACAGUGCUACGAAAAAAGGUCGUGUCCUUCGCCAAACAAGAAAGCUGCAAAGAAGUUGUUCACUGAUGAAGAUGCAGGGGGUGACACCGAUCAAGGCUUUGCAGAUGGCUCUGCUGAGCCUAGAUUAA
Messenger RNA from Miscanthus lutarioriparius, 879 nucleotides. Lineage: Eukaryota; Viridiplantae; Streptophyta; Magnoliopsida; Poales; Poaceae. The record is from the annotation of a GenBank genome assembly.